Glycine soja is the source of this 4176-nucleotide messenger RNA. Its product is annotated as putative calcium-transporting ATPase 11, plasma membrane-type. Gene Ontology annotation, molecular function: ATP binding; calmodulin binding; ATP hydrolysis activity. The transcript is spliced from 7 exons. Gene Ontology annotation, biological process: calcium ion transmembrane transport. Gene Ontology annotation, cellular component: membrane; intracellular membrane-bounded organelle. The coding region runs from base 228 to 3335 and encodes 1035 amino acids. Lineage: Eukaryota; Viridiplantae; Streptophyta; Magnoliopsida; Fabales; Fabaceae. The record is from RefSeq and is a predicted model, not a curated record.
UAUAUCUUAUAUCUCCGUACGGUCUUUGUUUUUCCGUUCGUCGUUAUCGCGGACACAUUUUCACCCGUUCUUAAAUCCUCUUCCAUUUAUGUGUACGUAUUCCACCACUGCGCCACAAAACGCGUGAGAUUUUCACUCGCCGCUUCCCUCUCUAGCCUCUUCGAAACAUCAACACCUCCUCUUCUUCUGAUUCUGAUUCUGAUUCCGAUUCCGUUUCAUUCCAAACAAUGGAGAGAACUCUCCUCAAGAAUUUCGAGCUCGAGCACAAAAAUCCCUCCGUCGAAGCCCUCCGCCGAUGGAGAUCCGCCGUCACUUUCGUCAAGAACCACCGCCGCCGCUUCCGCAUGGUCGCCGAUCUCGACAAGCGCGUCGAAGCCGAGCAGAUUAAGCAGGGAAUCAAGGAAAAAUUUCGAAUUGCUCUCUACGUUCAAAAGGCAGCAUUACAAUUUAUCGAUGCUGGUAAUCGAGUCGAGUACAAACUAUCAAGUGAGGUAAGAGAUGCUGGUUUUGGUAUUCAUCCAGAUGAGAUUGCUUCUAUUGUUCGUGGUCAUGAUAACAAGACCUUAAAUGAUAUUGGUGGAGUUGAAUCCAUUGCAAGGAAAUUGUUAGUUUCGGUAGAUGGAGGUGUCAACGAAGAGAGUAUAAAUAGCAGACAACAGAUUUAUGGAUUCAAUCGUUAUACCGAAAAACCUUCUAGGUCGUUCCUGAUGUUUGUGUGGGAUGCAUUGCAGGACUUAACUCUAAUCAUUCUCAUGGUUUGUGCUGUAGUUUCUAUAGGUAUAGGGAUUGCCACUGAAGGGUGGCCAAAGGGAACUUAUGAUGGUGUGGGAAUCAUACUCAGUAUAUUCUUGGUCGUCAUUGUUACAGCUGUCAGUGAUUACAAGCAGUCCCUGCAGUUCAGGGAUUUGGACAAAGAGAAGAAAAAGAUAUUUGUUCAGGUCAAUAGAGAUGGGAAAAGACAAAAGAUCUCAAUUUAUGAUAUAGUAGUUGGUGAUGUUGUUCAUUUGUCAACUGGGGAUCAAGUUCCCGCUGAUGGGAUUUUUAUAUCAGGAUACUCUUUGCUUAUUGAUGAAUCGAGUUUGUCAGGUGAGAGCGAACCGGUAAAUAUAAAUGAAGAAAAACCUUUUCUUCUCUCAGGAACCAAAGUGCAGGAUGGUCAGGGGAAGAUGUUGGUUACAACUGUUGGCAUGAGGACUGAAUGGGGAAAAUUGAUGGAGACUCUAAACCAGGGAGGAGAGGAUGAAACCCCAUUGCAGGUUAAAUUAAAUGGAGUUGCUACUAUUAUUGGUCAAAUUGGUUUGACAUUUGCCAUUCUGACAUUUGUGGUGUUGACAGUUAGGUUUGUGGUCGAAAAAGCGCUUCAUGGUGAGUUUGCCAGUUGGUCUUCAGAUGAUGCAAAGAAGUUACUGGACUUCUUUGCUAUUGCUGUAACCAUAAUAGUUGUUGCGGUUCCUGAAGGAUUACCACUGGCUGUGACACUCAGUCUUGCUUUUGCAAUGAAAAAACUAAUGAAUGACAAGGCACUUGUAAGACAUCUUUCUGCUUGUGAGACUAUGGGUUCAGCUAGUUGCAUUUGCACAGAUAAGACAGGGACAUUGACCACUAACAAAAUGGUGGUUACUAAAGCAUGGAUAUGCGAAAAAUCCAUGGAGAUAAAAGGUAAUGAGAGUGCAGACGAACUGAAAACAUGUACAUCUGAAGGAGUUCUAAACAUCCUUUUGCAGGCUAUAUUUCAAAAUACUUCUGCUGAAGUAGUCAAGGAUAAAAAUGGAAAGGACACUAUAUUGGGAACCCCAACAGAAUCAGCAUUAUUGGAAUUUGGCUGCCUCUUGGGUGCUGAUUUUGAUGCGUAUGCACAGCGUAGAGAGUAUAAGAUACUCCAAGUUGAGCCAUUCAAUUCAGUCCGCAAGAAAAUGUCUGUGCUUGUGGGUCUUCCUGAUGGAGGAGUCCGAGCUUUCUGCAAAGGUGCAUCAGAAAUAAUAUUAAAAAUGUGUGACAAAAUUAUGGAUUGCAAUGGGGAAGUUGUUGAUCUUCCUGAAGACCGGGCAAAUAAUGUCUCUGCUGUUAUAAAUGCCUUUGCCUCUGAAGCUUUGAGAACUAUUUGCUUGGCCUUUAAAGAGAUAAAUGAAACCCAUGAACCCAACAUUUCAGAUAGUGGCUAUACUUUCAUAGCCUUAGUAGGAAUCAAGGAUCCUGUACGCCCUGGGGUUAAGGAAGCAAUUCAAACUUGUAUAGCUGCUGGAAUAACUAUCCGCAUGGUUACUGGUGAUAACAUAAAUACAGCUAAAGCUAUAGCUAAAGAAUGUGGUUUACUUACAGAGGGUGGUCUAGCCAUAGAAGGUCCAGAUUUUCGUGACUUGUCUCCUGAGCAAAUGAAGGAUGUUAUACCAAGAAUCCAGGUGAUGGCACGAUCCUUACCUCUGGACAAGCACAGAUUAGUAACCAAUUUGAGGAAAUUGUUUGGUGAGGUUGUUGCUGUUACUGGUGAUGGAACUAAUGAUGCUCCUGCACUGUGCGAGGCAGACAUUGGACUUGCAAUGGGCAUAGCAGGAACUGAGGUUGCCAAAGAAAAUGCCGAUGUCAUUAUAAUGGAUGAUAACUUCACGACUAUUGUCAAUGUUGUCAAAUGGGGACGUGCAGUAUACAUAAACAUUCAAAAAUUUGUGCAGUUUCAAUUGACAGUUAAUGUUGUUGCUCUGGUUAUCAACUUCUUUUCUGCGUGCAUCACUGGAUCUGCUCCACUCACCGCUGUUCAGUUGCUUUGGGUCAACUUGAUCAUGGACACUCUUGGUGCAUUAGCCCUGGCUACUGAACCUCCUAACGAUGGACUUUUGAAAAGACCCCCAGUUGCAAGGGGAGCAAACUUUAUCACCAAACCUAUGUGGAGGAAUAUCAUAGGUCAAAGCAUAUAUCAAUUAAUCAUCCUAGGGAUUCUAAAUUUUGACGGGAAGAGGCUACUCGGACUUAGUGGUUCAGAUGCAACGAAAGUUCUCAACACUUUGAUAUUCAACUCCUUUGUAUUUUGCCAGGUGUUUAAUGAGAUAAACAGCAGAGAUAUUGAUAAGAUAAACAUAUUCAGAGGCAUGUUUGACAGCCGGAUAUUUUUGGCGAUAAUUUUCGCCACCGUGGCAUUUCAAGUGGUGAUAGUUGAAUUCCUUGGAACGUUUGCCAGCACUGUGCCUCUAAACUGGCAAUUCUGGUUACUAAGUGUGGUAAUCGGAGCAGUUAGCAUGCCUAUAGCUGCUAUCCUCAAGUGCAUCCCAGUUGAAAGAGAUACUAGUAAGCAGCACCAUGAUGGUUAUGAAGCACUGCCAUCUGGUCCCGAGCUGGCAUAAAAUAUUAUAAGAGUAUGGUUUCGUUUUCCUUUUCUUUUGUUUUUGGGUCAUGAACAUUUUUGUUUACGUAUUUUGUUUUUUAGGACACUAACCUUACGAAAAACAACUAGAUAGAUGAACAUUGACAAGAAUGCCUAACCAAGCUACUUUUUUACAUUAGGGCAUUACCCUGGUUGCUCUGCUCAUUUCUCCUACUAGUGUAGUGUGCUUUUAAUGCUGUCAUUCCUUACGGCAUUGCAAAUUUAUGUAAUUUUGUAAAGACUUGAUACCAUACGGAAUUUCCAGGCAUGACAAAACAUAUAUGGGUGUUGGAAAAGAAAUGAUUGAAGGCAAUACCAACAACAGUCCUCUCCUCUCUGCGCACUGAACGCAACUAGUGUAUGUUUAUCUGUUUAUGUCAGAACCAGCUGUUUUUGAGGAGCAUUUUUAUUUGAGAACAGUUCCAAACUUCUGCAAUUCGUAGUUCACAUAAAUUCAUUUAAGAGUCUAGUUGUGCAAAACUAAAAAAAAAAAAAAAAAAACUUUCCUGCGCCCUUGCUUUACCAGCAUGACGAGGGGGAUAUUCAUCCUAUCUUUUACCAAGCAAGCCGAUUGGGAACCCCACAUAUUUUGCACCCCUGCAUUUGAGCAGAGUUUGGUCCGUUUGGCUUGUAAUACAAAGAUCUCAGCACGUGCUACAUAGAUAAUGGCGUUCAUAUUUGUUGAACAGAAACUAGGUAGUCCUCGAACUUUAUAGUUCACUGGUACAUUUUUGUACUUUACAAUAUACUUUUUUUUACAUGUUUAAUAUUAAAUAAAUGUUAUUGGUAGAUAGGUAGUGUCUACCUUGGAAUUGUGUUUA